This is a messenger RNA of Quercus lobata, 2210 nucleotides long. RefSeq names its product RNI-like superfamily protein. Gene Ontology annotation, molecular function: protein binding. The record is from RefSeq and is a predicted model, not a curated record. The coding region runs from base 94 to 1911 and encodes 605 amino acids. NCBI's taxonomy places the organism in Eukaryota, Viridiplantae, Streptophyta, Magnoliopsida, Fagales, Fagaceae. The transcript has 16 exons.
UCUAAAUAUCUUGGCUUUCAUGUGUUGCUGUGUCCGAGCGUGAGGGUUGUCCAAAACCCAAACCAAAACCAAAAACCUUAUUUUUUCCAAAGAAUGAGAGAGGUUCCAUCUUUGAUAUCCUUAUGCGUUCAUUCACUCAAGAAAGAACUCAUCCACGGAGAUGAUCUUGUACCGGUUGUCUUCGAGCUUCCACACGAGUUAUCUGAUACCUUAGUUUUAAGUUUGCCCCCGUUGGCCUUGCAAAACGUGCAAACACAAACGCCGUUUGAGGACCGUAAUUACCAGGAGUUUACUGAUGAUUGCUUUAGAAAUGGAAGAAAACGUGGAAGGCAUUGGAAAUUUAACACAGCAUGGAGGGCAUUAUGCAAAUUGCGUUGGCGUGACCUUGUUGAACAGAUCGAACCAGUUGAUUGGCAGCAGAAGUAUUGGGAAAUGCAUUUGCAAAAUUGCGUAGAUGAGGCAACAGAGAUAGCUUUGCUUCCAUCUUUUAAUGGAUGUAUUGGUGACAUACGAAUUCCAGAUGCUAUAUUAAAAUAUAUUGGGGUUGACGGACAAGAGAAUAAUUUAACUUCUGAUUAUUUGAAGUUAUCUUAUCAUUGCCAAGCUUUUGGUUGCUAUGCUAGACGUCUGAGACUGCAACAUAUACUUUGCACUGCAGAAACUUGUCAUUUAUUGAGAACUGGCAAGUUAAAGAGCUUGGUGCUAAGGUGGAUCAGAUCCAAAGAGCAUACUGAUGGGUUAUGCAAACUUCUGAACCAGAACAGUGAAACAUUAACAUCACUUGAAUUCAUUCACUGCAAGCUUUCCCCAAAUUUUAUCAACGCAAUUUGUGGUUCUUUACUCAUACAGAGUAUGCAAACCCAUGGGAUACAGCACUUCUCCAUCAAUACAUCUAGCUUUCUUGAACACAACCUUUUUUCAUUACCCAUUGGACUUUCAUCAUUUUUAUCAUCGGGAAGGUCCUUGUGUUCAUUAAAAUUCUGUGACAACCAGCUGGGUCGAAAUUUUGCAAAAAUGGUCUUUAAUACCAUUCUCGAUGUUUCAUCUAGCAUAUCCAUCCUUGAUCUUUCAGAAAACAAUAUAUCUGGAUGGCUUUCUGAUUUUAACAAAAGAUCCCCUGGUGGACCCUUAUCAUCCCUAGGAAUUGGCAAGUCCUUGCAAUCUUUACGUGUUCUCAACCUGAGGGGUAACAAUCUACGCAAAGAUGAUGCUGAAAGUCUAAGAUAUGCAUUAGUUCAUAUGCCUAACUUGGAGAACCUGGAUAUAAGUGACAAUUCCAUUGAGGAUGAAGGAAUCAGGAGUUUAAUCCCCUAUUUUGUUGAAGCAACUGAAAGAUGCUCCUCCUUGGCUGAUUUGAAUUUGGAGACUUGUGAGCUUUCUUGCAAUGGAGUAACCCAACUUCUAAAUACCCUUUCAACCUUUAAAGGACCACUAAAGUCCCUAUCUCUUGCUGAUAAUUGCCUUGGCAGCCAGGUAGCUGUAGCUUUGGGAAAAUUUUUGCAGACAUCCAUUGAAGUACUGAAUAUUGGAGGUAUUGGACUGGGUUCAACUGGUUUUCAGGAGCUACAAGAAGGCAUGACAAAGGAGUUGAAGCUAGUCAAGAUUAACAUAAGCAAAAACCGUGGUGGGAUUGAAACUGCCAAGUUUUUUUCAAAACUUAUGUCAUUUGCUCCCAAACUUGGUGAAGUUAAUGCAGCAUAUAAUUUUAUGCCUGUAGAAUCCUUAAGUAUCAUCUGUGCGGCACUGAAAGUUGCAAAAGGUAAUCUUGAGUGUUUGGACUUGACGGGAAAUACUUUGGACUAUCAGUUGGCUCAAGCUUCAGUGCUUAAUGGAAUUGAAUGUAAUGGAAGGCCCAUUGUAAUUCUUCCAAUACGAUCAGCCGCAGAUGCACCUUAUGAUGAUGAUCCCUAGAUGUUAAUGCUUUCUUCUGUUUUUACUCAACCAUUAUAUAUGGGACUGCACGUUGCUGUUUCCUGAGUUUGUGAUCAGUGCAUUGAAAUUAUGCCAGCAUUUUGAAUGUAAUUUUUUGUGUAAUGCAUAAGGCUUUUUCCCUUCAUAGUUUGUAAUAGGUUGUGGUUGUUCACUGCUCAACAAUUCUGGUGUAUACAUUAAUUUGAUUUGAGCUGUAUUAGAUUCAUCAGUCUGUUGUAACCAUAUUUAAUUUCUUUGGCUUGCAUGACUCAUUAUAUUCAUGUUGUAAUUUUCUUAUA